Messenger RNA from Cucumis melo (muskmelon), 2265 nucleotides. RefSeq names its product coilin-like. The transcript is spliced from 13 exons. Gene Ontology annotation, molecular function: U2 snRNA binding; U1 snRNA binding. Gene Ontology annotation, cellular component: Cajal body. The record is from RefSeq and is a predicted model, not a curated record. The coding region runs from base 280 to 1944 and encodes 554 amino acids. NCBI's taxonomy places the organism in Eukaryota, Viridiplantae, Streptophyta, Magnoliopsida, Cucurbitales, Cucurbitaceae. Gene Ontology annotation, biological process: spliceosomal snRNP assembly.
CCCUCACCACCCACAGAACGUCUCCGUCUAUAUUUUUUUUUAAAACUGUCAUUCUUUAUUUUCAAUAUUUUGAGCCUUCAAUUUCAUCUUGAUCGUGAGAUCAUCCAUGUUCGAGUCCGUAAGAAGUAACGAUUCCUUCAUGAAAAUCUACUUUUACUUCAACUCCAAUGGAUUGUCCCAAUGUGGUAUAGAAAUUCCUUUUUGGUUAGUUUGUUUUAACUUAACGGAACAACAAAAAGUCUGAGUUGCUUUGCCGCUGGAAGAUUCUUCGGAUGAUCGAUGAAUUCGGGCACUGUGAGAAUACGUUUGGUUUUUGAAGAGGGGCAGCUACUGAGCAAGUCUCACAGGAAAAAUGGACUGAAACGGAGUUGGAUUCUUCUCAAAUCUCAUCUCCCUACCAUUUCCGACUUCUCUUCCUAUCUUCUUGACUUUUUCUUGCUUCGCAGUGCUUGUCCUCAUGGCCUCAUUCUUUCCAUGGAUGGUUUUGUUCUACCUCCUUUUGAGCCUACUUCUAUUUUGAAGGAUAAAGAUAUUGUUAGGGUUAAGAAGAAUGCGGACAAUGUGGCUGCAGUUGACAAGAUGGAAGAGCUUGUGAACAAGUGCACUGACUACAAAAAUGAAGCAGAUGCAGUUGAUGAACCUUAUGAUCUUCUGCGUCAGUUGGAAGACACUUUGGAUGCGGGAAGCGUUAAGAAAACACUUUCCAGCAAGAGGAAGGCACUGAAAACACUUCACAGUUCAAAGAUGAAGAAAAAAAGAGUUGUUCCAACUUCCAAAUAUUUGAAGUUUCGUGCAGAGCAUAAUGGUAGAUUCCAGCACAAAGUUUUUCUUUCUGAAAAGAGACUGAUCAAGAAACACAAACCAUCCAACGGUCAUACUGAUGCAAGUGUCUCCAACAAGCAAAAGCUUCAAAAGUUUUCUUCUCCGGAAAAGGAUAAAAGGAAAAUGAUGAGGAAGCAGGUCAAAACUCGGAAGAAAAAGGUACAGCAACAAAGAGUUGAAAAGAGUAACAGUAAGUUACCUGAUGAGAAUUACGUUGAGGACUCUGAACAGCUAGCUGGCAGUAGUGAUGAUGAAGAAAUUGUACCGGUGGUAAUUAGACCCGGACAUGUUCGUUUUCUGCCUCUUGGUCAAGCAGAGGCAAACCAGAUUGUCCAUCCAGCUCAAGCUUCAAUGGACACCAUACGGUUGAAUGGGAUGGCAGUUAAGAAUGUAAGAAACAGGGGUCAAAGGAAAUCCUCAUCUUGGACGAGUAACUGCAAUAACUGUGAAGGACAAAGUUCUAAGCCGCAAGCUGAAAAAGGUUUAUCGACUAUGAACCGCCCAAUUGACUUCAAUAAGCUUAAACCUUGUGCUAGCUUGCCCGAGAGAGGUGAUAUAAUUGCAUAUCGUUUAAUAGAAUUAUCAUCAACCUGGACUCCGGAACUUUCCUCCUUCAGAGUUGGAAAGGUAUUGUGGUGUAAACCUGAAGCAAAUAAGAUUAUGACGAUUCCAGUUCCAGAAUAUCCAUUUGUUUAUAAGAAGGCGAUGAAUGAUGAAUCAAUUAAACAUCCAUAUGCAGAGGAUGGCUCUUUAAAGACAGAUUACUCCUCACUCAUUGACAUCAAAAUCGUUGAGCAUAAAAACUCAGUAGGUUUUGAAGAAGCUGCCGGUAAUAUCAGAGAAGCAUCCGGUGCAAAACAAAGCUGGAACAAGUGGGAGAACCAUUCCACUACACCGAAACAAAGCUGGAACAAAUGGGGGGAGAACCACCCCAAGCCACCAAAACAAAGCUGGAAAAAGUGGAAGGACAGUACCAGUGUACGGGUCAUUUCAGGAAAUGUAAAGGAAAAUGCAUGGGAUGAAAUUCUCCAGGCUUUCAGCGCAAAGAAAGCUAAUUUGUCCAAUGAAGUUCGAUGGAGAACAGGGGAGAAGAAAGCUUGGGAAGGAGCUCAUGAUCCAUGAGAAUCACUCCAGUGGGGUACAUUUGCUAGCAUGUAAAGUCAAGCACCUCAAGGGCAAGAUGUCUAUUUUUCAAUUUAUGCAAUAUUGUACAAGAUUUUGCUACAUUCUCUGUAAAAGGCUAUGGAACUUAGGGGCAUUUUGUUUGAGUGUUUAGGCUCAAUAAUUUCAUCUUGUUGUAGAGAACUUUUCUAUUCUAUCAUGGUGGAAGCAAAAUGGGGAAUGCUGCUUCGCUUCCAUCUCAAGAUAGAAUAUUUUCAGCUACAGGAGUAUAUUGUUUGUGCCUGCUAGAGAAACUUUAAUGUAACAAAAAUACUUCAGGAA